This is a messenger RNA of Cydia pomonella (codling moth), 7625 nucleotides long. RefSeq lists its product as uncharacterized. The coding region runs from base 378 to 5054 and encodes 1558 amino acids. Lineage: Eukaryota; Metazoa; Arthropoda; Insecta; Lepidoptera; Tortricidae. The record is from RefSeq and is a predicted model, not a curated record. The transcript is spliced from 7 exons.
GCCAUUCGUGUGCGCGCCGCCGAUCACGUCGUGCCUCCGCCGCCCCUGACCGCAACCGUUGUUCAUUUCAAAUUUUAAUAAUCGGUUAGUGCCUGCGUAACGAACUUUUAAAGGAUUUCUCUGUGCACGUGUGAUUUCUGUGGUGCUUCUUCGACAGUUACCUACUGGCCAACAAACCAAGAAUUGUAACCUAUUUGUAAUAGAUACUUUAUUGGUAUUACCAAUUAGCACUUGUGGCACUUGUGUGUUGUGAACAUUUCCUUAUCACGAGACUCUCACAGAAACGGAAAGUUAUACGAAAGUGCACAUCGACUAUUGGGCGACGUUCAUUUGUUUGGUGCCUACUUUAGUAUUGAUGUCAGUCAGCACCUUGGGUAAUGGAUAGCCACAGUCGCUCCGCGUCGCCGGGCGCGCCGGCGCGGCCGCAGCACCGGCCCCCGUCGCCGCCGACGCCGCCGGCGCCCGGCGUCGACAACCGCGCCUUCCAGCCCGACGACCCCAACCACAACGACUCCUUCGCCUCCAACCACACGCACCAGAAUGGCCAUACCAAGGAACUCAAUGGCGACACGAAGACUUUAGAAGCGGUCAACUUGGAACUCAUCAAUUUACAACCUAGAAAUGGGAACACGAAAAAGAAAGAUGUCGAAGUAGACAUGAAUGUAACGAACCCAUAUGAUGAAUAUUUUGUACCAGUCAACGAGCACAGGAAGUAUAUGCGAGGGGAGAAGUUGUACGUGACAGCAGACAAGCGUGGCGAGAAGGGCGGCUGCAAGCGGCCGCUGUGCUGGACGCUGAUCGGGCUCAUCGUGGCCGCCGUGGUCGCGCUCGUCGCGCUCGCCGCCACUGGUGUUUUAUUCACUAAUUCCCCGACACCAGUGGAACAGUACAACGCGUCCGUCAGCUCAGCACGGGCACUCGGCGGCAUCGGGCAGGCGUCCCACCACGACCACGACCAUCACCACGAUCAUCAUCACGGUCACAACCACGACCACACACACCACGACGACCAGACCCUGGACGCAGAAACGCCGGACGUACCACAACAAGUUGGCAACGGUCAAGACGAGACAACGACUCACGAAAGUGAUGAAGAAUACGACCAACCCGAUGCCGAAAAUAAUAAUGAUUUUUCAAUGUAUGUACCUAAAGUAAUGGAGGGCGAAUUGAAAAUAGAAAACGAAGACUUCCCAGCUGCGUUUUACGAUCCUGGAAGUAAUGAGAACAAACAAUUUACAGAAGAUUUUACCCAGGCACUAAAAGAAGCCCUAUUCGGGGUGGACUCGAUGAACAAUAACGGCAAUGACGUUGUAGUAGAAAUAAUCAAGCCCAGGAAAGAUUCUGGCAUCAUAAUGUACAGAAUACAUUGGAAAUCAGCGCUUAGUAACGAUCCAAACAAUGAGUUAAGCCCUAAUCAAAUGAAGGCCGACUUGGAAAAAUAUCUGGUUAGACAUAAUAGGAUGAUAAACCUUUAUCAUGUUGCCAAAGACGGAAUAAAAGCGAGGAGAGUUCUGGAUCUAUGUCAAAUCAAUAAAAAUAAUUGUGAUUACGGCUGCGAGUUCGAUGAAAGUACCUUAGAUUUUACAUGCACUUGUCCACAAAAUCAAAUGCUAGAUAUCACAGACCCUCACAGGUGUAUAUCAACUAAUGAACCAAAUUCGGCGGAUGACGCAACUCAUAAAACAAAUAACGCUUUCGUAAAUUCGGAUUCUGACCAAACCACGAUUAACAUCAACAUCGAAAAUAAUAUGCAUAACACACGCCAUUCAGAUGGCAAUGUUUUCGACUGGAAAGAAACUCAUACUGUGAUGUUAGAAACGACCACCGCCACGGAUCCCGAUCUUAAAUUUUCGCAUAUAUUUGGUCACGAAAACAACGCUGAAAAUGAACAAAAUAUGGCGAUUACGGACUCAAGUACUGAAAGUAAAGAUACAAGCAAACCUGUCCUCCAAGCAGAGCCCGAAUCUUCAUCAGAGCCAGAACCAGAACCCACAUCAGAACCAGGACCUACUUCUGAACCAUCGCUUGAAUCGUCGCCUGAACCAUCUUCUGAACCAUCGUCUGAACCGUCGCCUGAACCAUCUUCUGAACCGUCGCCUGAACCAUCUUCUGAACCGUCACCUGAACCAUCGCCUGAACCAUCUUCUGAACCAUCGUCUGAACCUUCUCCUGAACCGUCACCAGAACCAUCUUCUGAACUAUCGUCAGAGCCAGAAGCAGAACUAUCUUCAGAAUCCGAAUCCGAAUCUUCUUAUGAACCAGUGGCAAAACAACAUUUGGAAUUGAGACCUAAACCAUUUUCGGAACCAGUACCUGAACCCACUUCAGCACCGGAACCUGAAUCUUCUUCUGAACCAGCACCUGAAACAAAAUCGGAAAUUGAACCUAAACCUACGUCGGAACCGGAAGUUUCCUCCGAGCCAAAACUUUCAAAAACAGAGGAAAGCCUUGCGCCCAAAGCAGUGGUAGAACUUGAAACUUCUCCAGUGUCAGAACUAAAUACGACAUCAUUACAUUCCGAAGAAGAACAUACCUCUGAACUAAGAACAACACCAGCACCAAUUGCAGUGACUACGCCAGAUCUCGAAGUAAAGGUAGAUACGGGACUAGUUUCCGAAUCAAAAGAUGAACAGGAGUCAGUAACAGACAGUAAUGAUAGUAUGCCUGAUCUCACAACAGAAUCUAAGAUAGUUUCGAAUUCUAUAACUGAACCAAACCAUAUUGUAAAACAGGGACAAGGUGAAGAGUCAGCAACUCAAGAUGAAAGUGUAACUAAGCCCACAAUGCAAAUAUUUAACUAUAAUCCAAUAGUGGAAUCUAAGUCACCACCACAAUACGAAACUACGACAAGGGAAAAUACAAAAGAAAUAGCGACUGAAUUAGCAGUUAACCCUGAUUUGAUAUAUGACUCCAAAUCAAAAUUAAUUACGGUAGAAAGUAGCACAGAAAACAAUUUUGAAAAGGAAUCUGAAACAGAACCCACGAAAAACGGUGAAAACAAUUUGUCAGAUGAAUCAAUGGAUGUCACAAACGUGAUGUUCUCUCCUAUCAACGAUUUAGAUGUUAAAAUAAAUGAGGAUGAUAAAAAAGUUUUUACAACAACAGAACCUUCGUUGGAAGCUAAUACAGAAUCAUCAAUUUUGAAACAGAACAAGCAACAAGAAAAUAACUUACAUUUUAUAAGUUCGAAUGGUGACAAUGAUUGGCUUCAGUAUGAUAAGAACAAAACCACAACUGAAAAUCAUAACUUAAAGGACGAUGAGUCUGAAAAGAUACAUGUCGCUGGCCUAGGUGCUACCGACCGUUCUAAUGCAACCGAAGACGAGCUGUCAUUCGAAUACAUUGCAAAGAAUAAUGAAGUUCCAAGCGAAAUGGAUGACGAGGAAACUAAAACUACGUUGGCCCCAGCAGUGCACGCUGAUAGUGAAAAUACAUCUGAAAGUAAAAAUCGAGCCGAAUUGCAGGACAUUCAAUUAAAUCACCCGGUAACGGAAUCUUUAAACAACGACAAUGUGCCUUCAAAAAACGAGGAAAUUAUAGAAAAUGAGCAUUUGAUUGAAUCUCUAGACAAAAAACCUACACAUGUUUCCCAGACCAAUGGAGAAGAACCAUCAAACGAACCUUCCGAUAUUUCUUUUGAUUAUAUCAUUAAUCGUUCUUCAAAGUCUAUUGAAGAACAAAAUAGUACCGCUAUGACAUCAAAAGCAACUGUUGAACAAAGUACUACUACAAACGAUUCUGAUUGGGUACGUGUAUCAGUAACUGAAAUAAAUUAUGCAAAAACGUUCAGCAAAAUCCCGGAAGGUGCCGAAACUACAACGGUGAAUGAAUUAGAAGAUAUAAUCAAUCCUGGGAUGUCAAACGAAGAUUUUGAACCAGAUUAUUUGAACAAUAUGGAUAAAACUACCACUAAAGUACCAGAACAGUAUGUACCAAUGUAUAUUUCUCAUGACUAUGACAAUGAAGAAUUACGCGUGAAACGAGUUAACGAAGAAGCAAAAAAUAAUACAAAUCUCCCGGUUACCACGGAACCGGCGGAAACGUCAAAAAUGAGCGACCGUAGUGAAACCACCACUGUUAGUGAAUAUAUUUAUAGAACAACUGAACAAUCUUUCCUAAGUGACAGUGCCAACAUAACAAGUACUCCGAAAGAUAUAAACAAAACUGAACCAGCUCCCGUUUGGGAGGAGUCAGAUAAUGACAUACACUUACUUAACAUAGAAUCUACAGAAAAGAAUACGUUACGCACCAUUAAUCAGACACUUAUAAUCGCAAGUACAGAAAGUAUACCAGACAUCACAACGCCUAUAAACAAUUUCAAUGUUACGAUAUAUGAAAUACCAGCCCUUGACAAUAACACAUUCCCUACGACAAAACACAUGAACUCCCAUUCUACGGAAUAUGAUGACCAUGAAACAGAAAUGAACCCGUUUUUACCAGAAAUAGAAAAUAAUAAAAGUCUUGUCAAAAAACUACAAGAAGGACACGAUUUAGAGCCGACUAACCCCAACGACAAACAAAAUGAGAACAAUGAUGAUCAUUCUAUAUCAACUGAACGUCAAAUAAAUACAAAAAGCAAUUCAAGCGAGAACCUAAAUAUAAUGAAUAAUGAAUACACUACUAUCGGACCUAAAGUAACGUUCACCGAUAGUAAAAUUGUACAUUUAAAUUCUAGUACCACUUCAGACGUUACAAAUAAAACCAAUUUACUUAGUCAUAAAAGUGUAUUUGACAAAUCACGGAGCCAAAACGAGGAUAUUCAGCCUAUUUCAACAUUCCUAAUUGAUACUGAAGACUUAGGCAAGGAACGCACUACUGUUUCUAGUCCUAUUAUGGUAAAAAAUAUUUUAGAAAAUGAUUCGUCUAGUCCAGCGUCUGCAAAAGAAAAAACAACAUUGAGCACAAAAAAUAAUGCAAAUGGUAACAAUAACAUGGAAUUAUUAAGUGUUCUUCCUCUUCAUAACCAAGAUGAAGCAAAAGUGCCUGAGAAAAACUUUAAAAGUGAAAAUAUUCUGGAACUUAAUGACAUAAGGACAUUAGAUGUAACCAAAUAGAAUGACAUAGGUACUCACGUAUGCAAUAUAAGCGAAUCGGUGCCCAUUGUCAUACUUAGGUACAUAGGUAUAAAUGACAAAUGGUUCAUUGAUGACACUACUCUUGUAUGUGUAAAAGAAAAGCUCCUGCCACGAAUAUACAGAACCGCGGGUCCCUUUGGAAAUUAUACCGAUUUUAUAAGGUAUGAAACACUUAAAACAGGAACCUGAUUUGACACGCAGGUAUCCCAUGUUGCUGUUUAACAAAAAUCAAUCAAUUAUUAAAAUAUUGUACUCUCCGGCAGAAAUCAUACAAACUGACAAACAUGUAGCUGUUAUAGGUACCCAUAGAAAAAAUAGAAGUGUAAACGAGUAAUGUGACUUUUUUCUCCGCCUCCUUCCUAUUGUGUACUGAUUUGUAAUUACUUUCCUAUGUACAUUCAUUCAUAUUCAUGAUGUAUUUACAUGCAUUCUGCUGUUGCGACCAUAUUUAAACCUAAAAACUUAAUAAUUUAUAGAGGAUUCAGUUUUGUACUUACUUAGUGAUUUAUCGAUACAACUGUCAGUCAUGCAGCUAUAGUUGGCAAUAAAUAGUUUCUUCCGUAUCAGUUGACGAGUCGCUAUGAAAUUAAGCAUCUUACGAGUAUAGUCAUAGAACUCUUGAGGAAGAUUUCAGCUAUCGAUUUUGUUCUCCAUGUUAAUGAAGGAACCGACAACAAACUCAUCCGCGCCUGACGGUCAUUUCAACACACGAACUGUGUGUGUUGUACCCGUUGCAUAUGUUAAGAAAGAAAUGAACUAUUUGUACAUUAGACUAGUCACAUUUGAAGUCAAUCUCUAGCAAAAGUAGCGUUUAUCGGUGACAUGGGAUUAAAUGCCGGAUAGACAGGAAGGACGCUUUUAUAUCACCGACAAAUGCUGCCUGGCUAGCCCUGUUGCGUAGGUACACUGUAACAUAAUGAUGGUCUCUAAUAUGGACGCGUUUAUGUGUCUUAUCGCUGUAAAAUAUUCAUUGUACUUUAAAAUACAUAGAUUUAAGUAGAUGACAAAAACGCGAUCAAUCUAUGCUUACCUAAUAAUAAUUAUAUAAUGCUUAAUGAAAUUUUGCAUAUUUUAAUCGACUUGGUUAUACCUAGUCAUUGAAAAUGCAAGCCUUAAUUCGGUAGGUACCUACAUAUAAGUUACCAUACGCCUACAUCACACUUCUUUAAUUUGUUAUAGCUGUGCCUACGUAAUAAAAUGUAACCUAAUGAAAUUAAACUUUAUAAUAACUGAUCUAGCAUGUAUUAUAUAUACGUUUUUGAAUAUAUUUAAUCUCGUGAUAGUCUGUGGAUGCUGCUAUAGGCGUCUCGUUAAAUAAAAGCGAAUUAAAACCUUAGGUUAUUCAUCAAUAAAUUUAUCUCGUUAUCAUAGGUAUAAUAUCUAUGAAUAUAGUUUCGAAUGCAGCCAAACGGUUGUUGCCUACACUUCCUGGGGGAGUAUAUCGUUGUUGCGGUCAGUCAAUGACCUCAUCAAUUAUCUUAAUUAAGGUAUUUAAGGUGAGGUAGACGAAGGCCCACAUACCUAUAUAAAACUUUAUAUUCGAUUUUAUAUAGAAAAGUUUUCGUAUUCGUAGUCUAUUAGGCGUUUAGAUCUAGUAACACCUAAAACAUUGCUAGAGCUGUUACUGGCUCAUAUAUUACCUAUAGCAAUGUCACCGGUCAAAAAUUUAAGCUAAUGACAUUACUACGUACAUAUAUGUUUACACGAAUAUAUAAAUUUCUAUCGAUCGAAUAUCGAAUCGACCUUGACCUGCCUCAAAUUUAUAAUUUUAGUAACCUACCCUUAAGGGUUUUAUCGAAACAUGCUGUUAAGAUUUAAGAUACCUAUAUUACCUAUGCGUGAAUACUGUCUCUGCCAUUUCGUGAUGUGAUAACUUGCGCAGUAUAGUUGUUCGAUUUGUAGCUGGCCCCGACGGGCUAAUCCUUUGUCUAUUGUUAAGUGAAACUGCACGUGCUGCUACUACCUGCAUAAAAAAUGGUCGGCCACUUGAACCGGUUUUUGAAUUACGACUCCUAUGGAAAUUGCAAUAAGAUUCAAAAUGAACAAAUGGAAAAAUAAUUUGUGAUAUCUUGUGCGGUCCCUCUACGGUUACUGAGUGCCGGCGAGUAGAACGCUACAGAACCAGUCUAGAAGGUGUCCUUGAGAUGCGUAACAAAUACGCGUUAUCGGAGAGCGCACCUACACUGGUUUUUUGAGCGUUGGACUAGCCCGCGCUCAGGUGUCAAUUAGAAUUAUACGACCCUUUUUUUUGCAGGUAGUGACACGUGCCGUUUUACUUAACAAUAGACAAAGGAUUAGCCCGUCGGGGCCAGCUACAAAUCGAGCGACUAUAAAUGAAUAUAUUAUAGCGGUAACAGAUGCCGCCACAUGGAUAGUAGCUGGACGUAAAUAAGGUACCUACUACUUUUAUUAUAUUACUAAGUGAUAUAGUGAGAAAGUGAGGUCCGACUGUAAUUAUUAUUAUAGUAUUUGUUAACGUAGAUAUAUUUUGUAUAAUAUGGUUGAAAUUGUAAAGAAUUAUGUUGUAAAUAAAACUAAAGUUAGUUAAAA